AUGAUGUUGCAGGAAUUCAAAGAUUGCCUAAUUCAUACAGAUGAUGUCUUCACUCAUUACAUGCUGAAAUACCUUCCAUUUGGUAAUGAUCAUUUGACAAUGGGGCUGGGAACCUGGAUAACCAAGUUAUUCAUCGUGAUCUUGGUAGUGCUCAUAAUUUACGAAACUAUAUUGACGAUUGGUAUUAAACUUAACUGGUGGAAGGACCCUGUUUUGCAAUUUUUCCAAGAGAAACCAGUGCAUUGUGCCCAUGUUUACGUCAAUGUGAACUUGCUAGAAAAUGACUCGAUUGACUUCAAAAGCCCUGACCAGAAUAAAUGUUUACUCGAAAAACCUUUGACUUAUCACAUUGAAUUUGGUCCUGACGAUUAUGACUAUGAAGACCCGGAACUCGGAAGUACCGUUGGAUUCUUGAUUGAUAAAAUGAAUGUGAUGGCCCAAGAAUUUGUUAACCGUGGUAAGUACACGAUGGUUGGCGGCGGUGGUCAUUUAUAUCACAAAGGACACUAUAAGAAUGCUUUUAAGAAAGAUGCUUUAUGUUUACAAGACAUUGAAACUGGAAGUACUGUUGACUUCUUUGCGAUAGUCGAAGUUCCAAAAGAAAACCAAAAUUGA
Saccharomycopsis crataegensis is the source of this 615-nucleotide messenger RNA. RefSeq names its product Erg29p (gene ERG29). NCBI's taxonomy places the organism in Eukaryota, Fungi, Ascomycota, Saccharomycetes, Ascoideales, Saccharomycopsidaceae. The record is from RefSeq and is a predicted model, not a curated record. The coding region runs from base 1 to 615 and encodes 204 amino acids. The transcript has a single exon.